Labeo rohita (rohu) is the source of this 2323-nucleotide messenger RNA. Its product is annotated as E3 ubiquitin-protein ligase RNF182. Bases 1146 to 1889 code for a protein of 247 amino acids. The record is from RefSeq and is a predicted model, not a curated record. Lineage: Eukaryota; Metazoa; Chordata; Actinopteri; Cypriniformes; Cyprinidae. The transcript is spliced from 2 exons.
AUUAAUUAAUAUUAUUGCACAGUAGAUUUAAUAUGCGCUUGAUGAGUUUAUUUUUAUCAAUGCACGUCAAAGCAAUUGUCAAAUUAUCCUCGCGUGUCUGAAAAACACAAACGAAUCAACGUCAAAGGAGCCUGUCUAUCAUCACCGUCUUCGCAGUCCAGUGCUCACGUGAGUCCGGUAAGAGAAAGUCAAACGCGUUAGUUCGGUGGACACCGGUCGGAGCCCGCGCUGGCUCCUGUUGCCACAGCAACCACUGAGGAGAAAUCCGUGCAGCUUCUGAUGCUGUAGCAUUACCGCAAUGAGGGGGAUGUAGCAGUUGUGGUCAGACAGAUGGGACCUCAAGAUUGACUGUGACUCACCACAAAGCGACGAGAAAAGGAAAAUGUGGCGGUAAUAGCGAUUCUUGCAUUGCACUGGAGGGACGAAGCUGGAAAUGACGGCUUUCGAGCCGCAAUCAAGACCUGAGGAAUGAACAAAGAGCCUCAAGAACUGCAAGGACAAUAUGAGCAUUCAUAGUCGAAGGUCAUAAUCAAGUGUAGCCAUUACUGGAAGAAGAAAAUAUCUGGCAGCGUACAGGAUGAUUCUGCUGACUUGAUCUGAAUCUGCGAUUCUUCCAGAAUCAGCUAUGGAUAACAAGGCGAAAACACGCUCUGGGUCUGGACUCAUUCUGGACUAAUUUCAAAUGAACUGGCAGAUGCUUGACAGCCCUGCUAUGGAAUAUUUUUGGACUUUUUUGGUGUCAACUGACUUGAUUUCUUUAUUGUCUCUUCAGUUUUGUCUUGCACUAAACAAAGUAAGUUUUUGAGUCCAGACAGUGAAUGAAGAUCCUCAUUUAGCAUGCACUGAAUUUCCGUGUUGUUGUAUUUUAGCAUAAUCUGUUUGUCGUAAAUGCAUCAGGGUGUCAUAUCAUGGACAUAUGUACAAUGUUAAGCUUUCCGUAGACUUCUAAUCAGCAUGUUCUGCAAGCUCUAGAAAAGAUGAAUUUAACCAAUCCCUGUUGGUGAAAAUCAAACAAAGCAGAAAAACAAGGGCUACAAGGACGGUGCUCAGGUGCUGCUCCUAUAGCAUACUAAAAUUUGCUUAAUUUGAGCAUUUGCACCUGCUUCCUGGCUCUUCUCAGCUGUGUCCGCGCUCCAUCUCUCAGGAUGAGCCAGAAGUCAGACUCGGAGACUGAGGGCUCCCAGGCGCCGGUGAUUUAUACUGUGGAGGAGCUGGAGUGCAAGAUCUGCUACAAUCGCUUUGACACCCGAGCCCGCAAGCCCAAGGUGUUGAGCUGCUUGCACCGCGUCUGUGCCAAAUGCCUCAAGAAGAUGGUGGAGCUGGACUCGUCUCCGAGCAUCAUCAGCUGCCCCUUCUGUCGGCACGAAACUCACGUCCCCGACGAGGAGAUCUGGUUGCUUCAAGAUGACAGCAACAUUCUGGCUAUCCUGACUUAUCAGGAUCGGGCACGGAAGACCGGCACCACACCCAGCGGCGAGGUCCUUUUAACGCCCAACAGCCUGAGUGGAGGCGAGCAAGCCCACAGCUCCUCCGAUUGCCUCGUCAUCACAAUCAUGGAAGUCCCUGGAGAGUCACAGUCCUCUGACUCUAUGAGCAUGUUGAAUAUGGUACGCUUGUACCGGCCAGCCAGCUUGGACUCCUUGCCUUGCCACCUCCCCGUGCAGAAGUGCCGGGCUUGGACGUCUCGUUCGGUUCCUCGCUUUCUGAUGGGUUUCCUCUGCCUGGUCUAUUUUAGCUCGCUGCCACUUGGAAUCUACUUGCUGAUGAUUCAGCAGCUCACGAUGGGGGUGAUCUUGGUUAGCCUAGUGCCCUCCACCCUGGUCCUUUGCGUGUUCUACGGCUUCUGCCAAUGUCUGUGCCAUGAGAUCAUGGAGGCCAUCGCCACAUAACAUCCCUUGCUGAUCUUUGGACUAGCGAGACCUGUAAACAAACAAAAGCCAAAUGACUGAUGCAUAUCUGCUAUUCCCAGACAUCCCGUUUUUUUUCCGCCGCACCAGAUUAUACCAGCAUCUACCAGUGAACUUCUUGUAACUCACCUCACGUUGUACGCAGGGCCAACUAUACUUGACUUUGAUGCAAGCUGGAGGUAUUGAUUUGGGACUGCAUCAGAUCGCUGUGGUUUUGUAUUGUGUCUAGCUCACCUGAUGGGUCUUCAACAACUGUGAUAUAAAUAACACGCAACAGAGAAUGAAGUCCUUCCACACUUUAAUAUGGAAAACCACAGGAUGUGUUCGACAAUACUCUAGAUGAAUUUCUUCGUUUUCUGUUAUCUUAUGAAUAUCUGUGGUAUAAUUUCAAUCACUGUCUCAAUGUUCUCGUUGAA